Molecule: messenger RNA, 186 nt
Organism: Alternaria arborescens
Lineage: Eukaryota; Fungi; Ascomycota; Dothideomycetes; Pleosporales; Pleosporaceae
Exons: 3
Coding region: 1-186 (61 amino acids)
Source: RefSeq, a predicted model, not a curated record
AUGAAAAGGUACACUGCUGGCAAGUAUAUCAAAUCGGAUGACGCGCUCUAUGACGUGCUCCACAAGAAGCACAAGGGCAUCAGCAAAGCGGACUUCGAGAUUACACGCAAAGGAGAUCUUUGGUCGUAUAAGGCCCCAGGAAAACUCACAGCGGAGGAGCUAUUACCCGCUGAGACCCACGUUUAA